Molecule: messenger RNA, 559 nt
Organism: Soboliphyme baturini
Lineage: Eukaryota; Metazoa; Nematoda; Enoplea; Dioctophymatida; Soboliphymatidae
Source: the annotation of a GenBank genome assembly
UAUUAUGUUUUAGGAUUGGCACAAAAAAAUUCCUCCAACGAAAUCUUUAGAAGACUAUCUUGCGAUUGUGCCUGAAGAGAAGAUCAAAUACAAUUUUGAAUUGCGGCUGGUUCGAUCUAAUCCUCCGUCGCCGUCGUUUCUUGAAUCUUUUUCAGAGAGUUACCAAGUGUACAAACUCUAUCAAAUGAAGAUACAUAAUGAUCUGGAAAAAGACAUCACGGAGAAGUCGUUUAGGCGUUUUCUUUGUGAUUCCCCUCUUGUAAGCGGUGAUUUGGCUAACGAUGAAGAGUCGUCGAUUUACGGUUCUUUUCAUCACCAGUACUGGCUGAACGGUAGAAUCAUAGCGGUCGGCGUUGUGGAUAUUUUACCGACUGGCCUUUCGUCAAAGUACUUCUAUUAUGAUCCUCUGUAUUCCAAGCUAUGCUUAGGAAUUUAUGGAGCACUUCGCGAGAUAGCCUUGAUCCGUCAGUUGGCAGAAACUAAUCAGAAUUUGCGGUAUUAUUACAUGGGGUACUAUAUUCACAGCUGUCAGAAAAUGCGCUACAAAGUAAGUUUAUAG